UUAGGAAACAUAAUUUCACGCCGGUUGAAGAACAUAUCCUUAUAAGAUGCUGGCCUCGUCUAUCAUUAAAUAUUUACCAGUUUUGAGACCUGUUACUGGAGGGAAUGUCUACCGAUGUUUCGCUGUGUCUCAAACCAGAAACUAUUCCAGCACACCUGACAAUGACCUGGUAGUGAUAGGCUCUGGACCCGGAGGAUAUGUAGCUGCCAUUAAGGCAGCACAGCUGGGGAUGAAAACAGUAUGUGUGGAGAAAAAUGACACCCUGGGUGGUACCUGUCUCAAUGUUGGAUGUAUUCCAUCGAAGGCUUUACUCAAUAAUUCGCAUUUCUACCAUAUGGCAAAGUCGAACGAUCUCAACAACAGAGGGAUAGUCUGCGACAAUGUGACAUUAGAUUUAGAUAAAAUGAUGGAACAGAAGGACAAGGCAGUGUCAGCUCUCACAGGAGGAAUUGCUCAUCUCUUCAAACAAAAUAAAGUAACACAUGCCAAAGGAUUUGGUAAGAUAUCAGGUCCCAAUGAGGUCACAGUGGUCAAGGACGAUGGUACAGAGGAAAAAAUCUCAACAAAGAAUAUAUUGAUAGCUACAGGUUCUGAAGUGACACCCUUUCCUGGUAUAGAGAUUGAUGAAGAAAGUGUUGUUUCAUCCACUGGAGCUUUAUCCCUGAAGAAAGUGCCAGAAAAAAUGGUGGUGAUUGGAGCUGGAGUUAUUGGUGUAGAACUGGGUUCUGUGUGGCAGAGAUUGGGAGCACAGGUGACAUGUGUUGAAUUUCUAGGCCAUGUAGGAGGAAUGGGAAUAGAUAUGGAAAUAUCAAAGAACUUUCAGCGUAUUCUUCAAAAACAAGGUUUAAAAUUCAAACUGGGCACAAAAGUGACAACAGCAACCAAAGAAGGAGACAAUAUUAAAGUGGCUAUAGAAAAUGUGAAAUCAGGAAAAGCAGAAGAGAUAGACUGUGAUACAUUGCUUGUGUGUAUUGGACGUCGUCCUUACACAAAUAACCUUGGACUGGACACUGUUGGACUCCAGCUGGACAACCGUGGCAGAUUACAGGUCAACUCUCGCUUCCAAACAGAUGUUCCAAGUAUAUUUGCCAUUGGAGAUUGUAUUCAUGGUCCAAUGUUAGCUCACAAGGCUGAAGAUGAAGGUAUCAUCUGUGUGGAGGGUAUGAAUGGCGGAGCAGUUCACAUUGAUUACAACUGUGUUCCCUCUGUUAUCUACACACAUCCUGAGGUCGCUUGGGUUGGCAAGAAUGAGGAGCAGUUGAAGGAGGAGGGAGUAAGUUACAAAGUUGGUAAGUUCCCUCUAGCAGCUAACAGUCGAGCAAAGACAAAUGCUGAUGCUGAUGGUCUAGUGAAGGUUCUCGCUGACAAAGACACAGACAGACUGCUGGGUGUUCACUUCAUAGGAUCUGUUGCUGGAGAAUUAAUUAAUGAAGCUGUAUUAGCUAUGGAGUACGGAGCUUCAUGUGAAGACAUUGCACGUGUCUGCCACGCCCAUCCGACGGUAGCUGAAGCCUUAAGGGAAGCCAACUUAGCAGCAUAUGCAGGAAAGGCCAUCAACUUCUAAUUAGAAAGAACAUUUAAGUAAAUUGAUGAUCCAAGAAACACUGCAGCCUGUGAAGAAAUUGACAUUUAUAUGGAAUUAGAUUUGGAUCUAGUGUAACAACUCAUAAAAUGCAAGCAUUUGGGAUGGUUGUAGAAUACAGCCGUUCGAACCAUUCAAUAGUGUUGGCUGACAAGCAGUCCUAACAUUAUCUCCCUGCAUUGUAAUUCAUUCAAUGAAGCAUACAAGUUAUACAACUCUUCUUAGCAUGUUCAGUAUCUGUACUGGAAAAUUAAUUUCUCCAGUCCUGACUGGUAUGGAACCCAUGUUUUGAUAAAGAAAUACUAAUAGCAGCUUCUAGGUAAGCUUCACAAAUGCAUGUUCAGGUGCAUUGUAGUAAAGGGGUUGGGGUGGUUUAACACUUUUUUUGAAGAUCUGAAUUUGAUCAGGGAUUAGUGCUUUAUGAAGAAAGAAGUGUGAGUGAUCUAUCCUUAAGUUAUAUUUACUCGGUACAAUUUUGUCCGAACUGUACAGUUUUAUGUUUCAUAUGUGUAAUAUGUAAAAAAAAAAAAAAGACAAAAAUUAAAUAAUAAUUUUAACUAACA
Ylistrum balloti is the source of this 2145-nucleotide messenger RNA. RefSeq names its product dihydrolipoyl dehydrogenase, mitochondrial-like. The transcript is spliced from 14 exons. The record is from RefSeq and is a predicted model, not a curated record. Gene Ontology annotation, molecular function: dihydrolipoyl dehydrogenase (NADH) activity; flavin adenine dinucleotide binding. Lineage: Eukaryota; Metazoa; Mollusca; Bivalvia; Pectinida; Pectinidae. Gene Ontology annotation, cellular component: oxoglutarate dehydrogenase complex; mitochondrion. Bases 47 to 1564 code for a protein of 505 amino acids.